UUGUCAUAUUUCAAAACUUGAGCAGAGUCAGAAUGAAAUACAGAGCAGGUUUUGUCAAAGUGGUGUGUGCCUGGAUGGUGAUUCUAUUGCCAAGCUUGGAUUCGUGCCAUGCACUGAAGAAACAUGCUACAGGUGGAUCAUGCAGGCCGAAAGAGCUGACGGCCCUCACCAAAAGUCUGGUUGAAGCAAGCUUGACAAGUUUUGAUGAAGCCAAUGGGAAGCACCUGGGCACCUGGUCCCCAGGCUUCCCUGAGCUCCAGGUCCAGCAGAACUCUCCUCUCCUCCCCUCAAAAGUUCAGUGCAGCCUCCUCUUCAUGGCUCAAGGCCUGAAGAAAAUCCUGGAGGACCAGGUGAACAACCUGAAUCCCAAAGAUGUUUCACUUCAUAAGAAUCUCGGCGCCACCAUCUCUCAGAUCGACAUACUUGCAAAGUGUGUGAAGCAUAUUCUCGGAGGGGAGUGCUCCCCUAAACCACCCCCACCCAAAAUGCCCACACACGUGUUUGACAGAAAGCAAUGGAGCCACACUCUGUUGAAGACAGCCAGGAACUAUCUGAACUGGCUGGAGCAUAAGUUUGAGAACAAAACGUCAAAGGUCAAAGGCACAAAUAAUAGAAAACAUAACGUUCCUGAGGCAAAGCGUCAGAAAUACUUGGAAGGGAGUGGAUACUUCCUGUAAUCUCAGUUUGUUGAUCUCAGUUUGUGAUGCAAAUGGCAGCAGUGAUUUAUGGCAGCUUUUCAAUGUUUUUUUAAAAUGUGUUAUUUGUCAUGUACACAGCAUGUUGACAUGCAUUUGGGACAUUUUUAACCUGCAUGAAUUCAAUGCCAAUGCAAUUGGCAAUUCCUUACAGACCGUAGCUAACAUGGCUGAUCAAAUCUCCUUCUUAAGCCAUUUUUGUUUGAUAUAUUUGGAAAUAAAUGUAUUCACUUUCAGACACAGCCAGGCUGUCUGCUUCCCUGUUUCCAGUAUGGAAAGCUAAGCUAAUUGGCUGCUAGAGCUAUAGCUCCAUAUUUUCCUCAAAGACACGAGAGUGGCAUCAAUCUUUUCAUUUAAUUUUUGAGAAGAAAGCGAAUAUGCUUAUUUUUCCAAAAUUUCAUACUGCUCCUUUUAAAGGUAUAUCAGAAAUGGCUUUGUUCAUUUAAACUUGAUAUUUUUGCAACAACCGUCAUGGUUCCCGAGUGACAGUAAUUAAUCAACUUGCCAACGAGACAAAUGAGAAGGGGCUCUAAUACAUUUCCUAAUUACGACAGUUUGUUUUCUCAGCCUUCACAAUGAUUAAUUGUUUUGCUCUGGCCAUCUAUCCCUUGUGAGCGGGAUACACUGCCUGAGGUAGAAAGAGAAGCUGAUAAGAAUCACCUUCAGAGAGCCACCAGUUUGGACUCCAAUCACCGUAUUCCACAGUGAAAUUUGAGGACAGAUGGACAGUGCACAGUAAGGCAGAUAAGUCUCCCAUCAAAGCAACAAAGAUUAAUGUGGGCCUCUUCCUUUUCAAGUUAAGUGAUCAAUUAAUAUUCUAUUAGAAGUUCCAGUGUUUCUUUUUUGUUCUGCAUGAAUUUCAAUUGAAUCUUUAAGUUGAAAUUCAGUAGAAUUCCUUAAAUUUUACACGGACAUUUUCGAAUUGAUAUACUUAGUUCCAUCAAAGAGCCGACUCAAAUGUAUUUCUUUGUUUAUUACAAUACACAAUUUUUGAAUGCUUCUUUUUUUUUUUGCACCAUUACCAUUAGGAUAAUGA
Messenger RNA from Toxotes jaculatrix (banded archerfish), 1731 nucleotides. RefSeq lists its product as uncharacterized. Lineage: Eukaryota; Metazoa; Chordata; Actinopteri; Toxotidae. The coding region runs from base 33 to 677 and encodes 214 amino acids. The transcript has 3 exons. The record is from RefSeq and is a predicted model, not a curated record.